Molecule: messenger RNA, 1552 nt
Organism: Ananas comosus (pineapple)
Lineage: Eukaryota; Viridiplantae; Streptophyta; Magnoliopsida; Poales; Bromeliaceae
Exons: 5
Coding region: 120-731 (203 amino acids)
Biological process (GO): modification-dependent protein catabolic process; protein ubiquitination
Cellular component (GO): nucleus; cytoplasm
Molecular function (GO): protein tag activity; ubiquitin protein ligase binding
Source: RefSeq, a predicted model, not a curated record
CGCGUCUUCGUCGGGCCCAAUUACACACACAUUGUGAGAUCCAGCUGCCGGCCUCCGUCGCGGAACUGUGGAACUCCAAGUGGGACUCCGCCGGGGAACCUGAUCAGUUCGCCAGUGAGAUGAAGAUCACUGUGCAGUCCGACGCUACCCACAACUACCAUCUCCUAGUGUGCUGCCGUAACACUGUCGUGGACGUGCUGGUCAAGAUUCUCGGCAGCGACAGGGCGGGCCGAGCGCCGGAGCCGCGGCUUUCUUUCAAUGACCUGGAGUUGCAGAAGCAGAAAACCCUGGCCGAAUACGGAAUCGAACACGGCUCCGUGCUUCAUCUGAACUGCACGCCGCGGGUGUUGGCACACACCUAUGAUCCAACAAAAAUAGCCAAGAAGGGAUAUGCAGAGUCUAGCUCUUCUAUGAGACCCAGUGGGGAUGGUGAAAUGAAAAUCUAUGUGCAGUCAGAAGAUUAUGGAAAUUAUGCGCUUGAGGUGAACAGCUCUAACACCAUCAAGGAUGUGUUAAAAACUGUUCUUGGUAAAUGGCCUGGUGUGGCGCUUUAUUUCAAUGGCCAUCAUCUAUUUGAGACGGCCAAAUCUCUGGCGGACUACAGUAUUGAGGAUGGGUCCAUCCUUCACCUUGAGGUCUUCGAGCUCAAUUUGGUCCAUAUAAUAGAGACGCCAAAUGUAAUUCCGGAAAAAAAAAGGAUUAUAAUAACAGAUCAGCCUUUAGCAAUAUAGGAAAAGGAGCAUGAUAAAAUAUUGCUUAGUUUGUUGGUGGAGCAAAUUUCAAAUGGAGGGGAGGAAAAUAUACUACACGGUGGAGAGGAUUCUUGGUGCAACAUAGUAGCCAAGUUCAAUGAAUCAACUGGCUUGCAGUAUGAACACAAACAUUUGUUUGAGCGCUUCAAUUUUUAUAGACGUGAAUAUCAUAUAGUGAACCGCAUCAGGCAUCAUCCAAAGUUUAGCUGGGAUCAUAAAUGUCAUGUAGUAAUUGCUACAGAUGCUGAAUGGAAUGAAUAUAUCAAGCAAAAUCCCGACGCGAGGCCCUACCGAACGAGAGCAAUCCCAUAUGUUGAUUUAUUGGGAAUCCUGUUUGCCAAUACAGAAGUAUAAAAAUUCGUAGUUUCCAAUGAAUAAUUGUUUUGAAAAGAGCAAUGUUGUAAUCUAUCUAUUCGGCCUACUCAUGAGAUCUAAACAUUUUCGCAAUAAUCUCGUCCUUUUUUUGAGAGAGAUAGGUAGCACGCUACCCGCUUCGUUUAUUUCAUUUAGAAAUAAACUUAGCUGGAAAUGUGAAUCAAGUAGGAUUCGAAUUUGGGUCUCGGGUACCAACCACCAAGCCUUUGCCAUUGCUCUAGGAACGAUCGGUAACAAUCUCGUCCCUGAUGGAGCGAAUAUUACUAUUGUGUAUUUUUCACAUGUCAUUUCUCAUUAGUUUAAAUAUGUAUUGUGUUAAAUGUGUAUGUGUUAAAAUACCUAUUAGCUUGUGAUGUAAGUCAUAAUUAAUGCUACUGUAAUAAUUUCAAAGUUAAGUCCUUAGAUAUUCUACUUUGAAUUGAUUA